Messenger RNA from Cavenderia fasciculata, 3474 nucleotides. It is a transcript of the gene xrn2, whose product is annotated as 5'-3' exoribonuclease. Gene Ontology annotation, molecular function: 5'-3' RNA exonuclease activity; RNA binding. The coding region runs from base 1 to 3474 and encodes 1157 amino acids. The transcript is spliced from 2 exons. Lineage: Eukaryota; Evosea; Eumycetozoa; Acytosteliales; Cavenderiaceae. The record is from RefSeq and is a predicted model, not a curated record. Gene Ontology annotation, cellular component: nucleus. Gene Ontology annotation, biological process: nuclear-transcribed mRNA catabolic process.
AUGGGAAUUCCAGCAUUCUUUAGAUGGUUGGUAGAUAAAUACGGCAAUGUAAUUACACCAACCAAAGAACCACGUGACUCUGAUGGAUCACGUCUCAAAUGUGAUUUUUCAGAGCUGAAUGUAAAUGGAGAGUUUGAUAAUCUAUACUUGGAUAUGAACGGUAUUAUCCAUCCUUGUGCACAUCCUGAAAAGGGACCCAAGCCAAGGAACACUCAGGAUAUGAUGGACUCGAUCGUCGAAUACCUCGACCUCUUGUUUGCCAUUAUCCGUCCACGUAAGCUCAUCUAUAUGGCCAUUGAUGGUGUUGCACCACGUGCCAAAAUGAAUCAGCAACGUGCCCGUCGUUUCCGUGCCGCCUUGGACUCGCGUAUCACCAAGGAACAAGCUGCCAGAGACCUCAUCGAGCGUCUCAACAAUGGCAGUCUUUCACAAGAAGACUAUGACGCCAUCCAAAAGGACGGUGCUGAAAAGUACCACUUUGACUCUAACUGUAUCACACCAGGCACAGAGUUUAUGGCAUUGGUCGCACUCACUCUCCGUCAAUAUGUCGCCGAAAAGAUAUCGACCGACCCUGCAUGGAAGGACGUCAAGGUAAUCAUCUCAGACGCCAGUGUACCGGGUGAAGGAGAACACAAGAUUAUGGAGUACAUCCGUCACCAACGUUCUCAACCCGACUACAACCCCAACCUCAAGCACGUCAUGUAUGGUUUGGAUGCCGAUCUUAUUAUGUUGGCGCUAUCGACACACGAAGUCAACUUUGACAUUCUUCGUGAGUUUAUUGCUCCACCCAAGGGCAACCGAUUUGGCACGCCCGCACCUACCCCAUCCAAGGAUGUCGACGAGGACGAGGUCAAAGAUUUCCUCGUCAAAGACUACCAACUUCUCAAUCUAGCCAUUUUACGUGAAUACUUGGACACAGAACUCAAAUGCAACCCACCCUUUGAAUACAACGUCGAACGUAUCAUUGAUGAUUUCAUCUUUAUCUGUUUCUUUGUCGGAAAUGAUUUCCUUCCACAUCUUCCCAGUCUUCAAAUCAACGAAGGUGCCAUCGAUCGUUUGAUGCGUAUCUACAAGGAGCUCUUGCCAACUUUUGAGGGUUACCUGACAGACAAUGGAGAGAUUGACCUCGAUCGUCUCAGAAAGGUGUUUGUUCGUCUCUCGAGAGAAGAGGAAGACAUUCUUUUACGUAGAAAGAAAAAGGAAGAACGUUUUGCACAAGGUCGUAACAAUAGAUUCCAACAAACUGCACGUACCGAUAUCACCGGCACUGCAAGCUCACAACAACUCAAUACACAAGUCAGCGAAAGACACAAACAAGCAGCAGCCUCUAUCCUCAGCGAUAUCUUCCAACCAGUCGCCGCCGACACUGAAGAAAACAACCCAAAGAAAAAGGUAAAGACUGACCAUCUCUCCAACAAGGAUGCAGCUCAACAAUUAAGAGAAAAUUUGGCAAAGGCAACUAGCAAGGGUACCAAGGAUCAACUCGAUGCCACAAACAGAGAAGCCGCUGCUCUUCUUCAACAAAAAAUGAGCAAAUACAAUGAAAAGAAGCGUGUUGUCAAAGUCAUUGACAUUCAACAAACUCCAGAGGCUGCCGAAACCAAGGAUGACAAUACCAAAAAGAGAAAGAAGAAGGAAACUGAAGAUAAAUCGGCAGCAGAGGAUCAAGAUGAUUCUUUGGAAAAGAAACUGUUUAUUCAUAAAAUGAAAGAUGUCAACAUUGGUUCUGAAGGUUGGAGAACAAGAUAUUAUGAACAUCAUUUUGAAACUGAACAACCACAAAAUGAACUUGUUAGAGCAAUUUGCCAAUCAUAUGUUGAUGGUUUAGCUUGGGUAUUAAGAUAUUAUUUCCAUGGUUGUUGUUCAUGGGGAUGGUAUUAUCCAUAUCAUUAUGCUCCAUUUAUUUUGGAUUUGGCAGAGAAUGGAUCGAUGAUUGUUGAACCACAGUUUGAAUUGGGUGCUCCAUUUAGACCAUUCCAACAACUCAUGUCUGUACUUCCAAAGGCCAGUGGUCAGUUUGUUCCAAAGCCAUACAGAACCAUGAUGGGUAUCUCGAUUGACGGAGAGGACAGAAACGAUGUCAUUCUUCAUUUCUAUCCAAACGAGUUUUUGAUCGAUGUCGCACCAGGUCAACCCACUUGGAAGGGUGUUUGUCAAUUGCCAUUCAUUGACGAAAACGAAUUACUCAGUGCUCUCAAACCACUCGACAAUUCACUCACCGAAGAUGAAGCAUUUAGAAAUAGUCAUGGUACCGAUUUAAUCAUCUCUCACAACUCCACCUCGAUCGGUUCAACUACCGAUCUACCUCGUAAUUUGGAAAAGCCCGAUCAAAUCUUGGGUACAAUCAGUCCAGUCAUUCCAGGUGUUGAAAAGCGUCUCCCACCACUUCUCAGUGCCAAGGUUUUCACCUACAAAAAUCCAGAACUUGUCAAUGAAUCCACCUGCGGUAUUCUUCCAGGUGCCAUUCUUCAAAAGGUUAAUUUGGAGCAAUACAGAACAAGAGGCAUUCAAAACUCUUCUGCCAAUCGUAUGAUCAACCAUGAAUUGGGUUCCAAUCAAUACAAGAAUAGAAAUCAACAAAAUGGUGGUAAUUUUAAUAGUAAUUUUAAUAAUAAUAAUUUCAAUAAUAAUAAUAAUACUAGUAAUCAAAACUAUAACAAUAAUGGUAAUAAUAGAAAUUAUAAUAAUAAUCAAAACAACUAUAAUAAUAAUAAUCAAAAUUAUAACAAUCAAAAUAAUAAUCAAAAUUAUAACAACCAAAAUUAUAAUAAUAAUAAUCAAAAUUAUAACAACAAUAAUUGGAAUCAAAAUCAAAAUAAUAUGGGAGGCAAUAAUUGGAAUCAAAAUCAAAAUUAUAAUAACAAUAAUUAUAACAAUAACCAAAAUUAUAACAAUAAUAUGGGAGGUAAUAACUGGAACAAUCAAAAUAAUAAUAUGAAUAAUUGGAAUAAUAAUAAUAACAAUAUGGGUUAUAACAAUAAUAACAUGGGUGGUUAUAUUAAUAAUAACAAUAAUUAUAACAAUAAUAACCAACAACAACAACAAGGUAUUGUAAAUAUGAGUGUGGAACAAAAACAGACUGUAUUAAACAACAUGAUGUUGAUGAUGAAACAAUACAAUGAAGGCGCAAAUAACAUGACCCCACAAGAAUAUAACCAAAUGUCAACAAUGAUGAAUAUGUUGCUACAACAACAACAACAAGAUUUACAACUAGUUCAAAAUCAAAAUCAAUUCAAUGUUGGUAGACAAAACAACAACAAUGACAAUCAUCACAAUAAGAAAUUCAACAAUAACAAUAACAACCAAGGAGGCUAUAAUAAUCAAGGCGGAAACAAAAAUUAUAAUAGCAAUCAAGGUGGAAACAAAAAUUAUAACAAUAAUAAUAACAACAAUAAUUAUAACAAUAAUAAUAACCAACAACAACAAGGAGGAAACAAAAUGAAGUAUAAUCCAUUUGCCAAAUCAAAAAAAUAA